Ceratotherium simum simum (southern white rhinoceros) is the source of this 2716-nucleotide messenger RNA. It is a transcript of the gene CEP76, whose product is annotated as centrosomal protein 76. The record is from RefSeq and is a predicted model, not a curated record. Gene Ontology annotation, cellular component: centriole. Gene Ontology annotation, biological process: regulation of centriole replication. NCBI's taxonomy places the organism in Eukaryota, Metazoa, Chordata, Mammalia, Perissodactyla, Rhinocerotidae.
GCUUGACGCGGCGUCGCGCCCCCGGGAGCUGCGCGAGGCGAGCCGCGGCGCUGGCUUUGUGCUCAGCCACGACCAGCGCUCCGGGGCGGGUCGGGGCGCCUGAAGUGGGGAGAAUUGGCGGCGAGGCGCCGGCUCCAGCAUGUCGCUGCCCCCGGAGAAAGCCUCCGAGCUGAAGCAGCUCAUCCACCAGCAGCUGAGCAAGAUGGAUGUCCAUGGCAGAAUAAGAGAAAUCCUUGCUGAGACAAUACGUGAAGAAUUGGCACCUGAUCAACAACAGUUAUCAACAGAUGAUUUGAUUAAAGCCCUUAGACGUCGGGGAAUCAUUGAUGAUGUGAUGAAAGAACUUAAUUUUGUUACUGACAGUGUUGAUCAAGAACUCCCUUCCUCUCCAAAACAACCUGUUUGUUUUACUGAUAAACAGUCAACGUUGUUAAAAAAAACUAAUAUUGAUCCAACACGGAGGUAUCUUUACCUUCAGGUUUUGGGUGGAAAAGCUUUCUUGGAACAUCUGCAAGAACCUGAGCCUUUACCCGGACAAGUUUGUUCAACCUUUACUUUAUGUUUACAUUUUCGAAACCAACGUUUUCGUUCUAAACCUGUUCCCUGUGCCUGUGAACCAGAUUUUCAUGAUGGGUUUUUACUUGAAGUACACAGAGAAAGCUUAGGUGAUGGAACUAGAAUGGCUGAUUCAACAACAAUGUUAUCAAUAAGUGAUCCAAUUCAUAUGGUGCUAAUCAAAACAGACAUAUUUGGUGAGACCACUUUAGUAGCAUCCUAUUUUCUCGAAUGGCGAUCAGUUUUAGGCUCAGAAAAUGGAGUGACCAAUCUUACUGUGGAACUUAUGGGUGUAGGCACGGAAUCAAAAGUUGCUGUGGGAAUUCUAAAUAUAAAACUUGAGAUGUACCCAGCACUCAAUCAAACAUUAUCUCAAGAAGUAGUAAACACACAGCUUGCCUUGGAACGUCAAAAAACUGCAGAGAAAGAGCGAUUGUUUCUUGUAUAUGCUAAGCAGUGGUGGAGAGAAUAUUUGCAAAUUCGACCCUCACACAGCUCACGGCUGGUUAAGAUUUUUGCACAGGAUGAAAAUGGGAUAAAUAGGCCGGUCUGUUCCUAUGUUAAACCACUUCGAGCUGGGAGGCUUCUGGAUACUCCAAGGCAAGCAGCAAGAUUUGUUAAUGUCCUUGGUUAUGAAAGAGCCCCUGUUAUUGGAGGAGGAGGUAAACAGGAACAGUGGUGCACUCUGCUGGCCUUUCUCUGUAGAAACAAGGGUGACUGUGAAGAUCAUGCCAACCUUCUGUGCAGCCUCCUUCUUGGAUAUGGAUUAGAAGCCUUUGUCUGUGUUGGGACUAAGGCAAAAGGAGUACCUCAUGCAUGGGUUAUGACUUGUGGAACUGAUGGAACCAUCACUUUUUGGGAGAGUUUAACAGGACACAGAUAUAUCCACAAAUCUACCAAUCCUGAUGAAUCUCCAGUUGCUGAACAGCCCAAACCAUUGUACCCAUAUCGAACAAUUGGCUGUGUUUUCAAUCAUCAGAUGUUCCUGGGAAAUUGUCAGCCCUCUGACUCAGUAGAAAUCUGUAUAUUUGAUUUGAAUGAUGAAUCCAAAUGGAAACCCAUGAGUGAAGAAGCAAUUAAAUCUGUGUGCGCUCCAGGAGCUACAACAUCCCUUCCUCCCUUUCCACCUCUUUGUGCGUCCACGAUUGAUGCUUCAGUAACAAGUAAUGAAAUAGAAAUGCAACUAAGGCUACUAGUGUCAGAACACAGGAAGGAUCUUGGCCUCACUACUGUUUGGGAAGACCAGCUUUCCUAUCUCUUAUCACCAGCUUUGGCUUCUUAUGAAUUUGAGCGUACAACAAGUAUAUCUGCAGGCAAUGAAGAAUUUCAAGAUGCCAUAAGGAGAGCUGUACCUGAUGGUCACACAUUUAAAGGGUUCCCAAUACAUUUUGUGUAUAGAAAUGCAAGGCGUGCAUUUGCCACAUGUCUUCGGUCUCCUUUCUGUGAAGAAAUAAUCUGUUGCCGUGGAGACCAGGUGCGACUGGCAGUUCGUGUCCGAGUAUUUACUUACCCCGAAUCUGCAUGUGCUGUUUGGAUCAUGUUUGCUUGUAAAUAUCGCUCAGUAUUAUAGGACUAACAUUUCUAUAAGAAUAUACCUGUUUCAUUGGAAUUUUACACAUUGUACAUUACUAGAUGUUUAGAGUUCAUUAUUUUAAAAAUCACAGUCUGGCUUGGAUGUCAUAUUUCACUUUUGUAUAUACGUGACUGAUAAUGUUUGAAAAAAAUCAUGUGUGUAUUUAAAAAUUAAGGAUGAAAAACUUGUAUAAAUCUGAGUGGAAUUUAGUAUAAAUUAAGUGUAUAUUCUAUUUUAAUAAAUACUACUUUGUUUACAGGUAUUCAGUAGUUUAAAUAUGAAUAUUAAAUUUACGCAGUUUUCUUUAACAGGUAUUCAGAAAAAGAUAUUUAUCUAAGGGUUUGAGGUGUAGUAAAAUCAAUAUGAUCAUUAUUUUUCAUAGAUUAAUGGGAUUAUUUUAUAUGAAGUAGGAGAAAUUAACCUCACAACAGAUUUAUUUAUUACGUAGGUGAAAAUAUAUUCUGAUGAAUUAUCACUUUUGUGGUUUACCCAUGGAUAGAGAUAUUUGUGACUUUCCACAGAUUUAUGGGAAGACUUUGAUGCAAGAGUAGGAAAAAACUAGUACCAGAAAAGCAUCAAUAUUGAUAA